Molecule: messenger RNA, 2604 nt
Organism: Pararge aegeria (speckled wood butterfly)
Lineage: Eukaryota; Metazoa; Arthropoda; Insecta; Lepidoptera; Nymphalidae
Gene: CPR12
Product: hornerin-like
Exons: 4
Coding region: 1-2604 (867 amino acids)
Source: RefSeq, a predicted model, not a curated record
AUGAAGCUGGUAAUAGUCCUGUCAAUUAUAGCCUAUGGCUAUGCGGAUAAGUUAGACAGAGCUUACCUUCCGCCAGUAAAUGCUGCAACAGCCGGGGGAAGCCCCGGUGCCUUAUUAGCUCCAGCUUCUGGAAACCCAGGUUCUAAUUUAGGCCAAGCGGGUCAAGUUCCAUCUGGAAGACAGCCAGGUGCUGGAUCAGGGCAGUCUUUUCCGUCUACUUUUGGGGGAGUUUCUGGAAAGGCUCAAAAUGGACCUGGAUUUGGAGCUGGAAAUAAGCAGAGCUUAAGUGGGACCGGUUUAAAUGCUUUUGCGUCUACUGGUAAUAAUGGCAACGUUCCAUUACUUGGAGCAAACGCUCCCUUUGGUACUUCACAAAGUACAAAUUUUGGUUCGAACAAGGCACCUGGAGCUAAUACAUUCAAUGUUGGAAGUCAGCAAGCUUACAGGCCCCAAUCAGCAAGACCUUCCAGCCAGGGUUUCGGACAAGAAACUCAAGCAAUCAACGAGGCUCAAGCAUACAAACCUGAGCGUUCUCAGGCAGCAGCCGACAGAAACGCUGAAAUUCUAAAGUAUGUGAAUGAAAAUAAUGGCGAAUCAUACCUAUACAGCUACGAAACAUCCAACGGUAUUUCUGUUGAAGAAUCUGGUGUUGCAACAAAUGGUGUAAAGGCUCAAGGUGGAUUUUCUUACACUGGUGAUGAUGGUCAAAGCUACUCCCUUACCUAUACUGCUGACGAAAAUGGUUUCCAACCGCAAGGCGAGCAUUUGCCUACUCCUCAUCCUAUUCCUGAAGAAAUAUUGAAAUCAAUUGAAGAAAACUCUCGAGCGGCUGCAGCUGGUACUCAAGAAGGUGCAUACCGUCCCGAGGAAUACGAGUCAGAUGAUUCAGCACUGCAGUAUAAUGCAGGACAAACUUCCUUUAACCGUCCUCAAGGCUCUUAUCAAGGAUCAUUCCAACAAGGACCUACCAGUCAGACUCAAAACAAUCAAUAUUCUGGAAACACAGGAGCCUUUGGACCAAACCCUGUAACUGGUCAAUCAGACCAGUUUGGUCAAACAAAACUUAGCCAAGGUCCAAAUCAAUUUAGUGCUGGACCCAGUGGACUACAAGGGCCAAUCAAGCAAUAUCAACAAGCUUCAGGAAGUAAUCAAGGCCCAGUAGACCAGUUUUCAGGACAAUCUGGUCAGAUUGAUAACGUGAAACCUUUCGCUGGAUCGAGUCAAUUUACUACAGGAGCUCAAGGACAAAGCAAUCAGUAUCAAACAGGACUUGGAAAUAGCCAACGUCCAUUCGGUCAGUCUUCGAACCAGGGAUCUUUCACUCAAGGUUUGGGUCAAGGCCAGGGUUCAAGUGGAUAUAACUACAAUCAACCCCAAAGUAAUUUAGGGGCAGUAACACAAUUUGGGUCGGGUGCCUCAGUUCAGAACCGUCCUCAAGUCAAUCAAGGUCAAACAAUUGCAACAUCAGGAACAACUUUUGGACUUCAAUCUGGUAAAGUUUCACCAUCUGAAAAACCAUUUGGAACUUUCCAAGGAUCUCAAAUUAGUCAAUUGCAGAACUCUGCAAAUAGGCCUGGCAAUCAACUUAUUGGUUCCGCUGUUAAUCAAUUAAAUCCAAGUAAACCAUCAUUUGAGUCACAAGGAUUUCCAGUCAGACCUGGAAGCCAGGAGUCUGCAGGAUCUACCGUAUCUUCAGGGUAUCAGUACCAGGCAAAUGCAAAUCGACCAUCAUUUGGAUUAAAUAAGCCCAGCGGAUCUAGUUUCCAACCUAGCCAAGGAUCUCAGUACCAAAGCAACACAAACAAACCCUCUCUUGGCACAAACAAUGGAAUUAAAGGUCAACAAUACCAACAAAAUGGAAACCGACCAUUUGGUGGAAGUUCUGCAUUUAACCAAGAAUCUGUACCUUUUGGAGGAUCUUCAGGGAAUAGAACACCUGGAUCCGGAAGCUUGUUUGUUCCAGACAAUCAGCCUUUUGGUUCCACCAUAAGACCCAGUAUCUCACAGUUUGGGCCUGAAAGUCAACAAUCUACUUCUGCUCGAGGAUCAUCUGGUGCAGCCCCUAUUCAAGCUCCAUAUCAAUAUAAUAAGCCCAGCCAGUCUUUCCCAGCGCAGCAACAGCCAGGUUCUUCCGCAAAUCUGAGCCCAAACGGCAAACGUCCAGCUGGCAGUUCUUUUGGAUCCCAGGGUUUUAAUGGUCAGAAACCAGGUGUCAGUUCUCCUGGAAAUCAGGCCAUAAAUGGACAGGGCCCAAGUUUUAAUCCUCAGGGUUACCAAGUUGCGAGUACACAUCCCAGUUUAGCGGGAACACAGGGAGUGAAUGGACAGGGUUCGGACAGCAGUUCUUUAGGGCCACAAGAUCAACGACCAGGUGGUAGUUUUCCAAGUUCUCAGACUGUUAAUGGGCAACGCCCAACCUAUACGGGAAUUCAGGGAAUUAAUCAGCGACCAGACGGUAGCUCUUCAGGAUCCCAAGGUGUCAAUGGCCAACGUCCUUUUUCACCAGGAAAUGGAUCUAGUCAAGGUAGCCAGGGUAGACCAGAACAAUUCGGAGGCCCAAGACAACCGCCAAGCUUCAAUUCACAGGAAGGUUACAAAUAUUAG